GGCCUGCCCCUAACAAAGAUGGCGGGGGAGGCCUCGUAGGGGCAGGCUGAUUUAACACCCAAACCCGCGGCGGCUAAGGAAGACAGCGGGAGCGACGCGGCGCGAGCAUGGAGGAGGGCGGCAGCGGGGGCAGCGACGGCAGCACGGGCGGCAGCGGCGGGGCGCAGCAAAGGGAGCUGGAGCGCAUGGCUGAGGUCCUGGUCACCGGGGAGCAGCUACGGCUCAGGCUGCAUGAAGAAAAAGUUAUUAAAGAUAGGCGACAUCAUCUCAAAACCUACCCAAACUGCUUUGUCGCAAAAGAACUGAUUGACUGGCUGAUUGAGCACAAAGAGGCUUCUGACAGAGAGACAGCAAUCAAACUCAUGCAGAAGUUAGCAGACCGGGGCAUCAUUCAUCACGUGUGUGAUGAGCAUAAGGAGUUCAAGGAUGUCAAACUCUUCUACCGUUUUAGAAAGGACGACGGUACCUUCCCGUUGGACAAUGAAGUGAAGGCCUUCAUGAGGGGACAGAGGCUGUAUGAGAAGCUGAUGAGCCCUGAAAACACACUUCUGCAAGCGAGGGAAGAGGAAGGGGUGAAGUAUGAACGCACCUUCAUGGCAUCUGAAUUCCUGGAUUGGCUGGUUCAGGAAGGUGAGGCCACGACAAGGAAAGAGGCUGAGCAGCUUUGCCACCGGCUUAUGGAACAUGGCAUCAUACAGCAUGUGUCCAACAAGCACCCAUUUGUGGACAGCAACCUUCUCUACCAGUUCAGAAUGAACUUCCGGCGGAGGCGCAGACUGAUGGAGCUGCUCAAUGAAAAAUCUCCCUCCUCUCAGGAAACUCACGACAGCCCCUUCUGCCUGAGGAAGCAGAGCCAUGACAAUCGGAAAUCUACCAGUUUUAUGUCCGUCAGCCCCAGCAAGGAGAUCAAGAUUGUGUCUGCGGUGCGGAGGAGCAGCAUGAGCAGCUGCGGCAGCAGUGGCUACUUCAGCAGCAGCCCCACGCUCAGCAGCAGCCCCCCUGUGCUCUGCAACCCCAAGUCCGUGUUGAAGAGACCUGUAACUUCUGAGGAACUCCUGACUCCCGGAGCUCCGUAUGCAAGGAAGACGUUCACGAUUGUUGGUGACGCUGUUGGUUGGGGCUUUGUGGUGCGGGGAAGUAAGCCGUGCCACAUCCAGGCCGUGGACCCCAGUGGCCCAGCGGCGGCGGCAGGAAUGAAGGUCUGUCAGUUUGUCGUCUCUGUAAAUGGGCUCAAUGUGCUGCAUGUAGACUACCGGACCGUGAGCAAUCUGAUUCUGACAGGCCCUCGGACGAUCGUCAUGGAAGUCAUGGAGGAGUUAGAGUGCUGAGCAGGUGGACGUCCUGCCCUUAUGUGGCCUGAGGAUGAUCAAAGCCAGGACAACACAAAGCAAUGCAAUGACAAGACUUCCAUUCAAAUGGAUGGUUUUGGACACACAAAUCUUUUCUCCAUACAUACACAUCUUGAUUUGAGUUUCAUACACUGUUUGAAUGUGGAAAAACUGGGUAGAUCAUAUAAAAAAAACCAAUUUACAUCAGUGUAGAAAAAAAUUCAGAAAUAGAAUUUCCUUACAUAGUAGAAUUGCCUUACUCGAUUUCUAUUUGUAGUUCUCAGCCAUUGUUUUCUAUCUUGGUUCACCGAAAGUUGUCAAAAAUGCUCCUCUGGCCAAAACAGCAACAUGCUAAAAUCCCCUCAUAGGAGUCAAUAGAAUAAUUGUUAGAGAUUUUAAAUUGUUCUCUUACCAAAAUGAACAUGGAACUGUUUAUUAAAGGAUCUGGGUUUCACCACAGUUCUAAUUAAAGCCAUCUUCAAAGGAAUAUUACCUGCUAUCUAGCAUUUUGAAGAAGGUCCUAAAGCAUUCAAGUGCUUGAAAGCCGUUGAAAAAAUGACUUUUUCUUAAUUCCCGCCUUUAGCAUCAACUUCUAACAUAUGUUUUCAAUUAUGGCAUUAGUUAGGAAACAAAAACCUCGUGAUGAAUAUGGAUGGGAUAAAUAGAAAGAUACUACUUAUGAUUAUUUGCUCUGAUUUCUCUUUCUGAGCCUAAAUAAUUUUAUCAAUCAGUUCCAGAAGCUUCCUAGAAUUAAUCCAGCAUAUGUUGAAUGUCAAAACAGAGGAAUUUGUAUAUACACAUAUCAAGCCUCAGGCAAGAUUUCACUUUGAAGUUGUCCCUUUUUAAGUGAAGUAUCCUAGAACUUGGCCCAUAUGUGAUAAAACUUGAACUUAAAUUGCCUUGUUGACCUGAAUUUUUACUAGCUUUCUAGUGUAACACAUUCAAAGGAAUGACAUGUCCUGCUUAGUUGGUGGGAUUAUUUUUCACCAAAACAUCGUCUUGUGUUGUCAUCUUUCAGCCCACUGUAUAUAUGCAUGUUUCUUUUUUUGGUUUAGAGAAGAAUGCAUUUGGGGGCUUGGUGUAUAGAGGAAAUUCCUCAAAGUGCCAAAUUAGGUAGUCAGGGAAGGCAAAACUCUUAAUUUCAUAUAAUGCAUUCUGAACAACUAGGUUACUUUCUUAUCAUGUAUUAACAAAACGAAAUAUGAAUGUUGUACCUCAGCCAUGCUUUUUGUGAUAGGUUAUCAUAACGUAAUGGUACUGGUGGAAUGGAUGUCAUGCCGUGUUAAAGAUGUUACGUGUAUGUGUUUCUGGUCAUCCAACUUUUCUGAUCUUAGCUUUAGUCAGAGAAUAGGAUUUUGAAAUAAUAUAGAAUGUCUCACAUUCGUACCGUCGAUCUACAUUUGGGAGCUAGUAUCGUCUCUGUAUGUGCGUUUAUACUGUAUGCCAGGCUUUGUGCUACGGCACCUAACAUAUGUGAUCCCUUUGAAACUUCAUCAAAACCCUCCAAGACAGAUAUUAUUACCCUCAUUUCUCAGAUGUGGCAACUAAGUCGGGGCAAACUUCAGAAUGGUCUCCGUGUUCACACAGCUGCGAGAACUACCAAGAUUCAAACAUUUGUCUAAUGCUAAAUCCGGUGUUCCCGCCCCUCCCUCAGCCUUUCCCACUGUUUGGAGCUUAUUUUGUACCCAGUGCUGCGCUAGCACCCUACAUCACUUAUUCCUACUGACCUGUGAGGCCAUUAUGGCCAUUAUCUCCAUUUUACAGCUGAAGAAGCUGAUUCAUCAAGAGAUUAGUCAUGUGCCUGAGGCCACACAACUAGUAAGUGGGAGACUUUAUGAUUCAGCUUGAAAAGUUUUUAUGACAUCUUUAAAAGAUGAGUCUUAGAUGCUGCCUGGGCCCAGGGCUUCAUUAAGUGACAAAAGAAGGAAGACCACCUUUGACAAGGGCAUCUUCUUCUUGCCUGCCAUCUAUACUUUGUACUCACGUCCUACUGCCCGUCAUCUUGGGUCCUGGCAUAAUCUCACUUCCCUUGGACCAACCUAAGUACCAGAAAAGCAUCUAGUCAGCCAACCAGAUGCUUUCUUUACUCGAUUCAGCUUCCUGCCGGAGGAGUUUCUUUGAUUCAGAGAGUGUUAGUGAUGUCUUUGGUCAAAUGACUGCUAGGGGAAGAAAAGGAGGAAAGAAAGAAGGAAAGAAAGGAAGCAGGAACUGUUUCUUCCUUUGGUUCCCAUCACCCUCAGUUUAAAGGCCAGCUUCCAGAGAAUUCUACUUAAGGCCAAGAGAGCUUUACCUUAGCUACUCCGCAGCACCCCCUGACAUCCUUACCUGGUAAUUAAAGUGAGUGCUCUCAUUCCCAUCAGGCCACUAUUUAGCUCUCUCACAUAUAGCUCCUCCUCUCUGGAAUAUGAUUUCUCCUUCUUUGCCUGGAGAAAUCUGUCUAAUGAACUCCCCUUAGAUAUUACCUUCUCUGAGAAACCUUUGCCAGCUCCCUGGUUCAGAAAUCAACUCCCCUUCUUUUAAGGCCCCAUUUGCAUCAACCCCCUAUGGUGACAGCACUGAUGAUAUUUACUGUGAGGUUGUCCCCCCACAUGUCUGUCUCCGUAACUUUUCACUCUGAGCAUCUGCAGCAUGGGACUGUGUCUUGUCACCCAGGUGUUUCCCUCACCUGGCACAGUUUGUGAUUAUAGUAGCAUACCAGCUAUCCAUGGCUGCCUAAAAAACCACCCCACAACGUGGCUUAUAACAUUCUAUGUGCUCAUGAUCCUGUGCAUUGGCAAUUUGGGCAGAGCUUUGCAGGGAUGGCCAGCCACUGCUCAGGUAGUGCUGGUUGGGUUCCCACACACAUUUGUGGUGUAGGAUGGCUCUGUUCAUGUGUCUCACAGAUGGCUGGGGGUGUUGACUGAGGUGCCUCCAUUUCACCCCAUGUGGCCUUUCCCCAUAGGAUUACUCGUUAGAUCUCAUGAGAUCAAAGGUGAGAAUGGAAACUGCAGGACCUUUUGUGGACUUGCCUGGAGAGUCACACACUGUUACUCCUGUAACAUGUUGUCAGUCAAAGCAAGUCACUACAGAAUGAGCACUGGGUGUUAUUCUGUAUGUUGGCAAAUUGAACACCAAUAAAAAAUAGAUUUAUUAUUAAAUAAAAUAAAUAAAUAAAAUAAAAUAGUAUUUCAAAAAAAAAAAAGCAAGUCACUAAACUAACUCAGAGUCAAGAGGUGGGGAAUAGGCUCUACCUUUGAUGGGAGGAGCUGCAAAGAAUUUGUGGCUACUUUUAAUCCACUAAGAGUAGGUACUUACCAUUCAUAGAAUAAAGGACUAAGGAAUUAGCCAGCUAUUGAAAGGCUUCAGCUUUUCAGAUGCAAAUUCCUGACCAAAUACUGGGUAGGAGUUUGAUAUUAAGUUGUGAAUAAAGCCCAGUGCCUAAUGAAAACUUCAAAGUCAGAAAAUCCUAAAAUAAUAGUGCCACAUGGAGCCAUAGAGAGCAUGAUUUCCUGUCCGCAUUUUACUGAUGAGGACACUGCAGUGUGGAAUGUUCAGGUGGCGCACCCCAGCUCAAGAGGCUUGCUGGGGCAAGAGCCUGGGUUAGACACCAGUCUUCUGUCGCCUAAUUAUAUGUCCUUUACAAGAUAGCUUUUUGUGGUGGACACAGAUGUGGUAAAAAUAGGCCUUUGGCUUCUGGAUAUUCAUAAAAUGCAAGUAGUGCCAAUUACCUGUGAACAUGAAGGGUGUACAUUUUAAUUGACUCAGGCCUUGGAUUGUUAAAUCAUAUCAUUAAAAAAAUAAAUAUUUUGUGUGAUAUUUUAACAGGUGAAUUGCUUUAAAAUUUAGGAACUCCAUUCCUAAAUGUAAUACCAAGAAUUAUUCUAAAUUAACAGUAAGCAAUAUUUCUAAGAGCUUUUAUUUCAUGUGUGUGUGUGUGUGUGUGUGUGUGUGUGUGUAUCAGUGUAUUGCGUGUGUGGUUUUACUCACCGAGGAUCCCUGAAAUGGCUUUCUUUGUUCCCAGAGGAAACAGUUUCGAUUUUUUAGGUGGUGGAGGUGGAAAUCUUUGGUUUCUUCAUCAGUGUACUAUGUGCUAUCAGUUCAAAUUUGAAAGCCACGUUUAUUAUUUCUGCUGUGGGGAGAAAAAUGCAGUUGCCUUUUGGGUUGGUUCUGUUGUGUGAUGUUUUACUAUUAAUCUCUGAUGAAUAAUUGCAUAAAUCGAUAAGGGGACUAGGUGAGAAAUGAUGGGUAACAGGAAGCAGAUAUCCAUGUCUGAUAGAUUAGAUGGGGUCAGCUUCCUGCCAUCUUAUCAAGGGUGAUAGCAAUCAGCAAUUAACAAUUUAAAAAUCAUUGCCUUCAGUUCAAAAUGGAGUGUCACAUUUCCAAAUAACUCAUUCUUUUCAAAUACUUGUGACAAUAGUCUACUUUCAAGACCUAUUUUAAACUGACAUAACUAUUCUCUCCUAUUGAGUAUUAAUCCUGUUUCAUUUUCAUCAGGAAAACUCUGGAACAUUUCAGUUUUGCCAACUUGUUAGAGUCCGUUGAUACCACUGAGCAUUGUUUUACUGAUUUGAGGCAGAAUUUCAGGUAUAAUAUGCUUUUCCUCAGUUCAGCACCAAAAGGACAAAUCUGCAGCAUACCAAAAUGAAGUUCAUCAUCAAAGUUAGCAUAUAAUAUUAUCAAAUGCAUUAAUAUAUGUACUUAAUAUAUAUGUUUAUUUUUAAAUUGAGUUGAAUGUAUGUUCCCCCUUCUUGAGAAUUGUAGCAUAACACUUAAAAUUAUAAUAUGAAAUAGAUUGUAUAGUAUGAAAUAAAUGUUAAAUUUUUUUAAUGGUGACUUUAGGUUUACAGCUUUUCCUGUCUUUUAGAACAAAUUAGUCAUUUUUUUUUAUCCUAAGAAAGGGUUGCAUUAUAAAGUUGCUCUACUACUCACCUAUCAGAGAAAACACAUGGGACUCAUAUCUAAUUCUCUAAUGUAGCCAAAAGUGCCGUUUGUAACACUACUUAAUGAUGGAUGUUUUCUGAAGCUCUUUUGCCUGAAAAAAAAAGUGCAUUAAAAAGCUUUUUCUGUACUGUA
Molecule: messenger RNA, 6380 nt
Organism: Nyctereutes procyonoides (raccoon dog)
Lineage: Eukaryota; Metazoa; Chordata; Mammalia; Carnivora; Canidae
Gene: DEPTOR
Product: DEP domain containing MTOR interacting protein
Exons: 9
Coding region: 108-1328 (406 amino acids)
Biological process (GO): negative regulation of TOR signaling; intracellular signal transduction
Molecular function (GO): protein binding
Source: RefSeq, a predicted model, not a curated record